GUGUAUACUGUAUACGUAUUAUGUUGGGUAGCGGUGAACUGUGAUGGUACCGGCGCGCGGGGGCUAAACGCUCUCAACGUGGCGGCGCGCGCGCCACUCCACUCUGCUCGUCGAACGCCGCGCGCAGUUGUACUCGUCGUACCCGCCGAGAACCCGUCGCCGCCGCCGACGACGACGACAGCAGCAAGCAGCAGCAGCAGCAGUCAUGGCCGCCACCUGACCGCAACCCCACUGCGCGCGCGUACGGUACAGUGGAAGAAAAACUCGAGAAAAUCGGCUCGUCGUUUUUUUUUCUACCAUUUUAGAUUUUCCGUUUAUCUGUGUAUCUCUCCCUCACUCCCCUCUCACUCUCUCUCUCUUUCUCGCGGGACGCGAUUUUUCCGAAAACGAAUAUUGUUCCGUCCGCCGCCGCCGACACAACAUCGUCGCUCAGUAUCGUCUGCUUACGCGUGUGCAACUGUUCGUCGUCGUUCGUCGCGUGAAAUCGGUUCGCACUUCGUUCGGAUCUCCUCUCGGCACACGCACGCUCGCUGCACCGGAUAUAUGGAUUAACCGCGCGUGUAUAAUAAUAAACGUGAAUUUUCCGAGCGUAUUUUUCCAUCAAGUGUUGUGAUCAAAAUUUGAUACACGUGGCAAAAUAUUAUUAAAAAUUAUUUACAUGAAUCAUAGUGAACAUGUCACAAAACAAUGGACAAUCCCAGAGGUUUUGCCUCCGAUGGAACAACCAUCAAUCCAACUUGCUUGCUGUUUUCGAUCAACUAUUGACGAGCGAGGCAUUUGUAGAUGUGACAUUAGCUGUCGAAGGUCAAAUGCUUCGUGCUCACAAAAUGGUUCUUUCUGCAUGCAGUCCUUACUUUCAGACACUUUUUGUUGGACACCCUGAUAGACAUCCAAUUGUAAUACUCAAAGAUGUUCCACUAGUUGAUAUGAGAUCUUUAUUAGAUUUCAUGUACAGGGGCGAGGUAAGUGUUGAUCAAGAUAGAUUGUCAGCUUUCCUUAAAGUUGCAGAAUCAUUGCGAAUCAAAGGUUUAACUGAGGUCAAUGAAGAUCGUGGAGACCUACCCUCGUUAGCUUCUUCUCUUCUUCAGUCCCACUCAUCGUCUCCGUCCUCUUCACCAGUACACAACAACCAAAUGGCUCAUGUGCCUCAACUCCAACGCAUACAUAACCAUAGUCCUCUACCUAUGAAAAGGCCACUGCCAUCUCAUCCGCUUCACGAUCAACAGCGUCAACAUUUGUCAUACCCGAUGAACCCGCUAUUAGGAUCUGCUCUAACUGCACCAAAAAGGAAACGUGGACGCCCCAGGAAAUUAUCUACAGGAAGUAACUCACCUUCACGACCAAAUGACAAUAAUAAUGAUGAUAGUAGAGCAUCUACACCAGUUGGUACAAGUGCAGGAAGUGGCCGUGAUCCACCAGAUUUGUUAGAAUUGAACAUGUCUGAAGAAUCAGAAUCUGCUGCAGCUGCUCCUAGACAUUUGGAUUCUCCAAGCCAAGAUGAUAACGAAGACAUGGAAGAAGAGUAUACAGAAAAUGGAAUGGAAAUCAAACAAGAGCCUAUUGAACCAGUUCCAGGAACAUCCCAAGAUUUAAGUACAGUGAAAAAAGAAUAUGACACUCAUCCUAGUAUGCAGUUAGACCAAAGCGCAUGUGACAUGCACAAUGCGAACAUGUUAAAGUUGUUUUCUUCGCGGACUGAUCACGAACACCACCUUCACCUCCACCAAACAGCGGACGGUGGAGAUCGGGACAAUAACAACGACGCUCGCCUGACGCUGGCGGCCAGCUGGUCGGUGAUGGCAGCCGAUCAAAAGUCCAAGUUCUCGCUGGCCGUGUCCCAGCACACGUCCGGCUACAAGCAGCAGCUGCAGGCGGCCCUCGACGAGGAGAAGCGGCAGAUGCAAGAGUCGCAGCAACAACUACACCACCACCAGCAGCAGCAGCACCAGCAGCAACAGGCGGCUGCGGCAAUCGCCGCCACCGCCGCGGCACUGAGGACGCCCGUCAAGCGGCGCAUCCGGCGACGGGCCACGUCGUCCAGCGACCCGGCCGAGCAACUGACCGAGAUGUCGGUCCGCGGCCUGAACCUGUUCCGGUAUGCCACCGUGUCCGAAGGCAUCUACAAGUGUCUGGAAUGCGCCAAGACGGAUAUACUGAAGACGUUCAAGAACAAGUACAGCUUCCAGCGGCACGCGUUCCUCUACCACGAGGGCCACCAGCGCAAGGUGUUCCCGUGCCCGGUGUGCGCCAAAGAGUUCUCGCGGCCCGACAAGAUGAAGAACCACAUGAAAACAGUACAUGAGUGCUACAUGCCAAAGGCCAUCGAAUUCCCGCAGGUGCCGUUCCUAUUACCACCAUGAGAUAGUCGUCGCGCGGCGUCACCGCUGCAUGACGUGUGAGUUACACACACAAGCACAUACAUACACACACGUCUGCGGUGGCGAGUGCCUUUUGGGGGGGGGGGGGGGGGGGAGCGAGACCUACGCCACCACUAUUUUAGCGGAACGCCCUGCCGAAUGGUAUAUUUAUAAUACUAUCAUAUUAAAUUUCUACGAACACGUUUUUUUUUUUCUCCGCAAAGGUUUAGCAUUUAUUAUAAAGAAAAAAGCGUCAUAAUAUUGUAAACGUUUUUUUUUUAUUAUUAUUACUAUUAUCAUAUUUUUAUUUAAUUAUUUUUUGUUUCAUCGAGUCUUCCGGAUAAUGUUGAAUUUUAGAUUAUAUAUGUUUCUUAUAUAAAUUACACUCCCAGAUAGGGACUACUAUAGUUUUAACCAAAAAAUAAAAAGAAAAAAAACCACCUCGUUGAUCAUAUUAUAUUAUAAAAUAGUGAAUCUAUUUUUAAUUUUCAGACAACCGCGCCGACUCGUCGAUAAUUGUAUAUAUUUGAAGUUAUGUGUCCGUUUUUAUCGGCUACAUUUUUUGUUUGAAAUUUUUUUUUCAUAUACCUAUACCUCUAACGUUCGCUCUAUUUUUACACGUUUUUCGAGUAUGCGCGUUUAUAUUAUUACCAAAUUAUUAUUUUUUUUCUUUAUUUUUGAUAUACUUAUGACAUGAUCCGAAUAAAACGCAUUAUGAACGCAUUCAAUUAUUAUUUCCACUGUAAAAAGUGGUACGUUGAAAAUUGUAUUUUGAAAAAUAUUUGGCGAUCGAAACGAUUUCCUCAGAAAUAUUAUUUAACCCUUGCUCGGCGAACGAGUGAAACGACAAUCAGAUUUUAUACUUACAGCAAUAACAAUUUACGUACAUAUAUAUUUUCCAUACGUCCUAAGAAGUUGAAAAUCAUAGCAGCGCCUGGUGCUUUUUUAAUUUUGAUUAGUUGUUUAUUAUUUGUUUUGAGCUGGUUGUAGGGUGGUAUUGUGCAAUAUAAUUCCAAAAAUAAAUAUUUUUUUAUAAACCGUAUAGUUGAUUUUUUUACCAAAAUAUAUAUUUUACAAUAUUUUAUUCGAUUAAUUUUAUUUAUACAUUGCGGUCUGCAAAAAUCAUACACAAUCAAUUCAAAAAACGUUCGACUGAAUUAGAGUUUGACGAUUAUUUUACGGUUUUUUUUUUUUUUAAACCAAAUAAGGCCAGUUAGUUAUUGAGACUGAAUACUAUAAUGAAUAAAAAAAAAAAAAAUAAAGUAGGAUAAACUUCUCAAUGUUCUGGAAAACGACAAUAAUAUGUUCUUUUCUCCUUUUAUUUCCCUAAUUAUAUAUUGUACAAAAUGAAAACGUUGUUUUCUUUUCACUUUUUUUUUUUGUAACAAUCAUUUACAUCAUCAACUAUAAUAAAAUAUUAGGAAUUAUAUUUUAAUUACAAAUUUUAUUAUUACUAUUCGAAAUAUAGAAUAUAUAUUUUUUGUAAAUUUGUACAGAGUAUAUUAUUAUUAUUAACAAUAUUUGAUUACAAUUAUAUAUAAAUUUAUUAUAUAUCAUUAUUUAUUUUUGUUAUAUAAUAGGGGGACACCGUAGACAAUUAGUUAUCAUUAAUAUUUUUUUUUAUUAUUAUGAUUAUUAUUAUAAUUAUUAUUUUUAUUACUUUUAUUAAAACCGUGCAAUUCAUCCACUUUAUAUUAUUAUGUUUUAAUUGUUUAUUUAUUUAAAAAAAAAAAAAAACAAUUGAAUCAAUUUAACCACGGAUUUAUGUGGGUUAUUAUUAAAACAUUUUCGUUAUUUUACCAUUUUAAAACAAAUAUAUAAAUUUAUAUAUUAUCUUCUUAGAUUUUAUUUAAUACAUGUUUACACUCAAUAUUGUAUAUUAAAUUUGUUAAUAAUUUUGAUUAACCACUGUUAGCCCCAUAGUUAUUAAUUAUUAUUAUUGUAUAAUAUACAUGUUUUAUUUUAGUUCUUAAAUAUUUUAAACAUAAAUUAUCUCAAAACAAAACUUUUGUUACGUUAACGUUUCCAUUAUUUUCAUAUUUUAAUUUAAAUUACUACAAUUAUUAUAAUAUUUUUUUUCUUCAAAAUUGAAAUAAUUUUAUGUUAACAUUUUGUUGUUGCUUUAUUUUAUAUAUAUGAACUUUGUGUAUUUUUUUUUUCUAUUAGUCGUUUUGUUAUGUUUUCCUAAGUAAUAACAAUUUUUUUUUUAAUUUUCAUUCCUAAAUCAUGUUUUUUUUUUUUUGUCUAAA
Messenger RNA from Metopolophium dirhodum (rose-grain aphid), 4606 nucleotides. Its product is annotated as protein tramtrack, beta isoform-like. The transcript has 7 exons. The record is from RefSeq and is a predicted model, not a curated record. Bases 675 to 2360 code for a protein of 561 amino acids. Gene Ontology annotation, cellular component: nucleus. Gene Ontology annotation, molecular function: protein binding. NCBI's taxonomy places the organism in Eukaryota, Metazoa, Arthropoda, Insecta, Hemiptera, Aphididae. Gene Ontology annotation, biological process: regulation of transcription by RNA polymerase II.